GUGCCGGGUGGAUGAUGGCGAGGCGCGGGUAUUUGUUUGUCGGGGUUGUAUUGUUGUUGUUGUCGAGUCACGGGUUUUGUGCGGAGUUUCUCUUCCGUUUUGGAUCUUACUAUGCCGAUCACAUGGUGUUACAGAAAGAACCUGGCCGAGCUGUGGUGUGGGGAUAUGGUGCAGUAGGAGCAAUAAUCCGUGUGUCAGUCCGGACAGACAACAAUACAUUAACUCAUGAAGUAACAAGAGUGAACCAAGGUGUCUGGAAUGUUUUCCUUCGCCCUUUUGGUCCAGGUGGUCCAUUUUGGAUUAUUGCAGAGCAGAGUUAUUCCAGAAGAUUGGAAAGAAUUGUUUUAAAAGAUGUUUAUUUUGGAGAUAUCUGGCUGUGCGGUGGGCAAAGCAAUAUGCAGAUGACAGUAUCGCAGAUUAUUAAUGCAAGUGAAGUGCUCUCGCUUGCUUCUCAUUAUCCUUUUAUACGACUCUUCCAAGCAGGAUUGAACGAAUCAGCUGAAGAGUUGAAUGAUCUUGAUAGCAUUGCGGUACAGUGGUCGAUUCCCACUGCAGAGAUUCUUGGACAAGGCAACUUCACCUCAUUCUCGGCUGUCUGCUGGUUGUUUGGUCAAUACCUCUAUGAUAAGCUACAGUAUCCUAUCGGCUUGGUGGAAUCAUGUUGGGGAGGAACUCCCAUUGAAGCUUGGUCUUCCCAACGAGUCCUGCACAAAUGUGAAAUUCCUUUCAGUAUUGGCAAUCGAGUAAAUGAGAAAACCGGUCCCCAUCAACCCACUGUUUUGUGGAAUGCAAUGAUACACCCUCUACGUAGAAUGGCAAUCACAGGAGCCAUCUGGUAUCAAGGUGAAGCAAACACAAAUUGGCACAGUGCACAGUAUAACUGCACCUUCCCAGCAAUGAUAGAAGAUUGGAGGCAGGUUUUCCAUCAAGGCUCUGGAGGAGCCACACAAAUAGACUUCCCUUUUGGAUUUGUCCAGCUGUCCACAUACCACCAUGCUGUCCCAGAUGAUUCUUUCCCAUGGAUACGUUGGCAUCAAACUGCUGAUUUUGGUUAUGCUCCAAACCCAAAGAUGAAGAGAACAUUCAUGGCAGUCGCAAUGGACCUGGGUGAUGAGAAAUCACCUUAUGGCACCAUUCAUCCUCGAUACAAACAAGAUGUCGCAUAUAGAUUGUACCUUGGUGCUCGAGCAGAGGCUUAUGGAGAAACAGCAGUCGUUUUCCAGGGCCCAUUUCCUAAGGAUGUCCAGCUCAAGAACAGCACAGUAUUGACCAUCAUCUACAUGCAGGAGCUGACAGUGCUGGAGCUCAGUCGUGAUAUAUUUGAGGUGUGUUGCUGUACAACAUGGAAUUUGUCUAGCUGUAAGUGGCUCUCUGUCCCCAUUGUCGACCAUUCUGUCAAUACAAUAUCUUUAUCUCUAAAUCAGUGUCACCAGAAGGUGACUGGUAUCCGUUAUGCUUGGAUGGAGUGGCCAUGUGACCUGAAGAAGUGCCCUUUAUACAGCAAAGAUUCUAACUUACCUGCUCCAACAUUCAUGAUACAACCAAUCCACAAUGGACCAUUCUGAAUGUCGCCUAUCAAAUCGUUGCUAUAAAAUAAAUUUUAGGGAUAUUUAGACUGUUUAAAAUAUGACCAACUUUAGUGCCAGUCUAGAUCUCCUUCCCAUUGGGGUGAUGCAAAUCUGAUAUUUCAUGUACUGAAUUUGAAAGGUCAGUAGAAAUUUUGAAUCCAAUGCGAUCCUGUCAGACUUUAAUAUUAAUACAUUUUCUGCUUUUUCUAAUGUGUGAAAUAAAUAAUCUUAGAAGGGUACACAAGCUGGAACUAUAGCAUUGACUUUCCUGCAUGAUAUGAAUAUUUUAAAUUGAAUAAUAAACUUAUACAUGCAGUAAUCUGCUCAGAGAUCUAACAAUAUUGGGUCAUUGAUAAAUCUAUCAAUAGCAUGUCAUGUUUGUAUUUUAAUUAAAAAUUGAGUGAAACACUUAUAGAAUGUAAAUUACAAUCUUGGCUGUGAUCAGUGAGUGUUUGCAAUAAUUUUAAUAGGAACAAUUUUAAUGGGCAGUAUGGUGGCUCAGUGGUUAGCACUGCUGCCUCACAGGAUCAGGGACCCAGGUUCAAUUCCAGCCUCGGGCGACUUUCUGUGUGGAGUUUGUGCAUUCUCCCCGUGUCUGCGUGGGUUUCCUCCGGGUGCUCCAGUUUCUUCCCACAGUUCAAAGAUGUGCAGGUCAGAUGAAUUGGUCAUGCUAAAUUGUCCAUAGUGUUAGGUGCAUUAGUCAGAGAGAAAUGGGUCUGGGUGGGUUACUCUUCAGAAGGUCGGUGUGGACUUGUUGGCCGAAGGGCCUGUUUCCACACUGUAGGGAAUCUAAUCAAAAGCCUUAAAUUAUAAACUUGACAGAGUGUGACCUCACAUACAGAACUCAUGCUUCAAGAAGGAGUUCAAAGCAAUGUCAGUUCACCAACUCAUGAGUUAGCAUAAGAAAGCAGUUUUAAAAUCCUUUACUAAUAUUAUCAAAGUGACAGGUUUCACAUUAGAAGCUACCAGCCCAGUGUUGUAAGAUCAGUUAUAAAAUGACCUAAUGAGAAAUAAAAUGAAAUUUUGGGCAUUGUAGCUUCAACAACUUUUGGAAUCCGAAUUCUGAUAAUGCAGAGGAUAUGCUUAAUAUUACAUGUGCUGAAAUAGUUUGAACUUUACCUGUGUGUGUUUCCUGCAUGUAGACUGGGUGGCUUGAUGUACAAACUUCUUUACGGUACAUCAGCAUGGAAGGCACAGGAAAAAUAAUCAAAGUUAUUCAAGAGAUUAUUCCUCCUUUCAUUUAAUUCUCAACUCCUCAGUAUUGAAGCAGUAUGUAACUGAAUGCAGCAAUGUCUGACAAACACUUGAAUCUGGACUGAUAUUUGAUAAGUGCCAGGUAAAGACUAUCUAUAGCCAGGAAGAAUAAACUCCCCUGAUAUUCAACUCUGACUCCCCCUGUUGUACUUUAAAAUUUCAUCACCAACUUGACAGAUCAACCAAAUAAAUACUUUGCAACAGGUCAGAGGCUAGGAAUUCUGCAAUAAAUAAUUCUCCAUUCGAUACAGAAUUGACCCACUAUCUACAACAGUCAGGAAUAUGAUGGCACACUCUGCUUGAAUGGUUGAGUGCAGCACUCAAAAAGUUUGAGUCAUCUAAGACAAAGCAGUCUGUUUGACUCAUCACAUUACUUACUCUAAGUAUGCAUAAAAGGUGCAUCAUGGUUUCAGUGUCUGCAAGAUGUACUAAGUUACCAAGGCUCCUUUGACAGCACCUUCCAAAAUUGUGACCUGUCUCUCUUAGAAGCACAGGCAGCAGAUGUUUUCUUGACUUCUGCAAGCCACAGACCUGGACUUGGGUCUAUACUGCCGUUCCUUCACGGUCAUUGAGUCAAAAUCCUGAACUCCACCCUAACCACACAACGGGACAGUCUUCAUCACAUGGACUGCAGCCAUUCAAGAUGGUGACUCCGCAUUUUGGCUGCAAAAGCAUCAUGUUCAGUUAAACUAAGUAUUGGAUGUUAGAUGGAGAUGAUCGAGAAGUAUGGUGCUGGAAAAGCACAGAUAUUUGUGGAGAUAUUUAGUAGUGUAGACAUUUAUAAAAGUUUCUUCACCCUCAAGGUGGAAUCUAUGAGGUAUAGCCAAGAGUGCCAUUGCAUUCUUAUUUAAAUUGUACAUAUUAUUAUAAACAUUUAGUUAUCUAAAUAUGUUUUUUGAAACAAGCUUAUGUUACAAUGCAAAGUUCGAACACCCAGAAAAGCUCGCCUUGCCUCAUAAUCUGUUCAAAUGUGAGUGAGUGACAGAGCAGUCCUAAUUCCCACUAUUUAAAGAAAAAUAAUAAUUUAUUUUCCUAAUAAAACACUAAAUGAAGCUAUUAACAAACUGAACUCUUUCCCCUAACUGAACAUAAUCCUGUUAACAUACUGUUCAAGUAGCACAAUUUUAAACAUUACAUUAACUUAAUCUCAAGUCCUCUUCUUUCUUUUUACAGCAAGUAUGUUUUACAGGAAGAGGUACCUUUUAUAUAGAGUGUCUUCUAACUUUGAGCACAAGAUUUUAGAUGGGCAGUUAACUCUCUGGCUCUAUGGCAGUUACUCUGCUGUUUGGGGGUAGUUGCUGUGUCCAAUUUUCAAAAUGCCCUCUCAUUGUUCAAAUGUUAUCAAAACAAUGAAUUCAAACUCAAUUGGGUUUUAGCAUCCUGGUCAUAAUUUAAAUUAACUGAUUAAAUUUGAAUUGUUGUCAAAACAGCAACCAAAAACUCAGGUAUCUAUUUAACAGCUAAUUGUUACAUAUAGUUCUGUUUCCAAAAGGGUGGCACGGUGGCACAGUGGUUAGCACUGCUGCCUCACAGCGCCAGGGGCCUGGGUUCAAUUCCCGCCUCAGGCGACUGACUGUGUGGAGUUUGCACGUUCUCCCCGUGUCUGCGUGGGUUUCCUCCGGGUGCUCCAGUUUCCUCCCACAGUCACAAAGAUGUGCGGGUCAGGUGAAUUGGCCAUGCUAAAUUGCCCGUAGUGUUAAGUAAGGGGUAAAUGUAGGGGUAUGGGUGGGUGGCGCUUUGGCGGGUCGGUGUGGACUUGUUGGGCCGAAGGGCCUGUUUCCACACUGUAAGUAAUCUAAUCUAAUAUCUAUUCUGGAAUAGCCCAUCUCCCAGCUGUUCUGCUCGGCCAGCUAAGCUGCAUUUCAAAUUCAAAAAAAACUCCCUCUUUUAAAGUGAACAAACCCACGUUUUUGACUUCAUGACACUUACUUUGUAACAGCCCUUAUAAAUCAUCAAUUGUUUCAGAUUGAUGUAUAGCAAAGUUCCCUCAAGGCUGGAAUAACUCUAUAUUUAUGAAGCUACCAAAAGAAAAUGACUACACUUAACGAUUGGGCAAUAGACAGAGCUAGGAUUCUAAGACAUGAGGCCAAAUAUGGAAUGACAUAAGAAAUUCCAAAUGUUGAGAAAGAAAUAUAGAGGCUGACACUUCUCCCAAUAGCAUCAGAUUAUAUUGUUAGUGUUAACUGCUUUAAUCUGUUGAUUAUUAGGCUGUUCUUGUUCAAAAGAAUUAUACAUUGCUUGUGAGUCAACUUGUUUAAUUCUGACUGCUGUGUACUCUUUUAAAUCAAAAUUAAUAAAACAUGUAUCUUGCAUCCCAGAA
Messenger RNA from Hemiscyllium ocellatum (epaulette shark), 5142 nucleotides. RefSeq names its product sialic acid acetylesterase (gene siae). Lineage: Eukaryota; Metazoa; Chordata; Chondrichthyes; Orectolobiformes; Hemiscylliidae. The record is from RefSeq and is a predicted model, not a curated record. Gene Ontology annotation, molecular function: sialate O-acetylesterase activity. The transcript is spliced from 10 exons. Bases 12 to 1565 code for a protein of 517 amino acids. Gene Ontology annotation, biological process: carbohydrate metabolic process.